UCAUUUUUGAAACUGACGUCUGGCUUAAAAGCCCAAUAAUUGUUCGAGUUAUUUUUUAGAACCACCGAUGUUUUUUUUUUUACUAUCGAUAUAUUAUCGAUAUUUAACCAACACUAGCUUACAGUAUUUUGUUUGAGUAGCAAGUAGCUUUCUUUGAUUUGGUGCUUGGUAGACAGUGAGUUUAAACAAAAUUUAAUUAAAAAUAGAAAAAUGGUAAUUAUUGAGGAGAUCGAAAUAAAUAACUGUUUUUCAAUUGACAAACUACUUCUUCGCUUUGAAAACAAAAACUUUGUAUCAAUAUUCAAUUGCUCGAAUUCACACAAAUUAAAAGACAAAUUGAUACUAGCAAUUCAGCCAUUCUUACUUAAGGAUUUCAUUGCAACACCUCUAGAAAUUGAUUCUAACAGAACCAAAUCACCAUCAAAUGUUCGAAUUAAAUUUAUUAUACCUAAAGGAAAGUUUAAAAACAACAUUUCGGUAGAUGCUAUGAGAACAGGUGAUUUACCAGAUACUAUUUAUUAUUAUUUUGAUGGUGAACAAUACAUCGAUAAUAUAAGAGUUUACCACGAACGAUGUCGAAUUGAUGUCACAAGUUUAUUUCCAUGUUUGAAUAAAGUAUUUUCAAACGAAAAUAAAAAUUUAAUGAGUAUUUGGAUAAACAAUGAGUGUCCUGAGUUAAGAGCUACUGGUGAAAAAUCAUAUGAACUUCUUGCCAAUUUCAUGCAAGUAUCACAUCUUCGAUCUAAUGCCGAAAUACGAAAUAUUGAGAAACUCUCACAUUCAAUGUUAACAAUUCAAAAGCACACCGAACGUUUGGAGAGACGAACUUUUGUCGAUGUGGCAAAUAACAUUGGAAAAAUAUUCAAAUAUAUUACUUUUGAAAAAUAUGAUGUUCAAUUUUCUAUUCCAUUGGCUGAACAAAAUAUACAAAUGGAUCAACUUAAAUGGGAAGACAUGGAUUUAUCAAGAGCAGAAACUUAUGUCUUAAACGUAAACGAAAAAACCUCUGCACUUUGGAACACUGUAGAACCAGGAUUAAAAUAUCUUUUGAAAAUAGCUCAACAGAUUGCGCUAGCAGAAAAUCUCGGACAACAUUGUAUAAUAAUUAAGGAUACGAGUUUACUUCAAAAUUAUCAAAAUCAAGAGAUGAUUAAAGAGGCCAUUAUUGAAGAUGAUGGAAUCAACAAAGAAGCGAACUGGAAGAAUAAAAAUUUCUUAAAUCAAAUUAUAAAUGUUUGCAAUGAAAUGGAGAUAAUGCUUUUUAUAAACUAUCAUAGUGAGUUGCCAUUACCACCUGAAAAUGCAAAUAUAAUUAAAUGCCGGAAGUGUACAGAAAAUGAUAAUUCUGAUUUAAUUUAUGUUCCGGAAAGUUUGAAGUCAAUGAACUUGCAAGAAUUUAUCGAGUUAGUUGUUCCACCAAAUACUCGAAAGUAAGCCCCUGCUGUAUAAAAUA
This is a messenger RNA of Episyrphus balteatus (marmalade hoverfly), 1453 nucleotides long. RefSeq lists its product as uncharacterized. The record is from RefSeq and is a predicted model, not a curated record. Lineage: Eukaryota; Metazoa; Arthropoda; Insecta; Diptera; Syrphidae. The coding region runs from base 211 to 1434 and encodes 407 amino acids. The transcript has 6 exons.